Solanum stenotomum is the source of this 1430-nucleotide messenger RNA. RefSeq lists its product as uncharacterized. NCBI's taxonomy places the organism in Eukaryota, Viridiplantae, Streptophyta, Magnoliopsida, Solanales, Solanaceae. Bases 187 to 1209 code for a protein of 340 amino acids. The record is from RefSeq and is a predicted model, not a curated record. The transcript has 6 exons.
AACUAAAAUGGCUCCAUGUAGAUUACGGCAUUAAUACAAGUAAAGAAGACAAGCUCCAUACUUCCAAAAACACUUGUUCUCACUAUAAAUUCAUUCAAAUAAAGCUUCCAAUUUCACUAAAUGAAGGGGUCUCUGUAUAUUUGAGGAUUCUGUAGAAAGACCCUUUUGAUUUAUAGCUCAACUAUAAUGGCUGAAGAAAUUUGUUUCUUUACAAAGGAUGCUCUCAUCAUAAAACCUCCCAAGAAAUCUCCGGCAUUGUUAAGGAUAAUAGUUAUAGUGUUUGCAAUGGUUUGUGGUGUUUAUAUCUGUUCAACCUGUCUUAAACAAAAUAACACUGAGACAACAAGAAAACUCUUGAAUAUUGAAGUUGUAGAAAGGCCUUGUCAUGAAUAUGAUCGAUCUCAGAUUCCGUACUUGCAUUAUCCUAAACCGAAAACCUUUAGCAGGGCUGAAUGUUCCUGUAAUCCUGUACGUCUGUUUGCCGUUCUGUCAGCACAGAGGUCUGGGAGUGGAUGGUUUGAGACACUAUUAAAUAGUCAUAUUAAUAUAACCUCCAAUGGUGAAAUUUUCUCUGUCAAAGAGCGAAGAGAAAAUGCUUCCUCAAUCCUGAGGACUUUGGACAUGGUUUAUAAUUUGGAUUUGAUCACCAGUGCUUCCAAGAAUCACUGUUCAGCUGCAGUUGGCUUCAAAUGGAUGCUUAAUCAGGGGUUGAUACAAUAUCACAAGGAAAUCGUUGAGUACUUCAACAACAAAGGUGUCUCCGUAAUAUUUCUUUUUAGAAGGAAUCUGCUGCGCCGUAUGGUUUCAGUGCUUGCGAAUUCCUAUGAUCGUUAUGCUAGACUCUUGAAUGGAACACACAAGUCUCAUGUGCACUCAACUGAGGAGGCUUCCACUCUUGCAAAGUAUAAACCAGAAAUCAAUACAACAUUAUUAAUCACAGAUUUGAAGAGAAUGGAUGCGUCAACCAAGGAGGCAUUGGAGUACUUCAACAGUACUCGGAGCAUAUUUUUGUAUUAUGAAGAUCUUAUCAAAGACCACACGAAAUUAGAAGACGUUAUAGAGUUUUUAAGAUUGCCACAAAUGAAUUUAACUAGCCGCCAAGUUAAGAUACACAGCGGACCACUGCAGGAACAUGUCAAGAACUGGGAUGAUGUGAAUAAGACAUUAAAAGGAACAGCUUAUGAGAGUUUCCUCCGAUCUGACUAUUAAAUUUUUCGCCUUUGUUUUUUGAUGAAGGGGGAGAUGUAGAUAUAAAGAGAAAUCUAGUUUAGCUCCAGUUUUUCUUUUCUUUCCACAUUGCAAGUGUAAGUAUAAAAUAGUUGUCUUCUUUUAUCAUCCAAUCUUUCAAUGUUGCUGGUUUCUAAUCUCUUCUGUAAGUUAACUAUGAAAAGACUAAAUGUGCCAAUUGGUGCAUGUGAUGAAAGGUUCUU